UCUGGUCACACUGCUGGCGGACCUCGAUGUUAGGAAGCCUAAAUUUAACCAAAUUGAAGUUAACCGCCCUUUCCGUAAUCCCAUAACUGUCCUUUCUGUGAAUUUUAGUAAACCCGCCCGCCUAUUAUGGUAAGUAGGAAGAAACAUCCAACAGGCUCCUAACCAGUCAGUAAACGACUACUUCUGAACCCUUGAAGUCCUCCCCUAUGACCGACGAGAGAUGCUGUAGAUCCCAAAAUUACGACAGCACUAGUUACAAACACAAUCGGUCCGCUUCCUCUUCAUCUGGUUCGACAGUUUCGUCCGGACAUAGAGAACACUCAGGUAAAUCCAAAAGGUCGGACGUGGAUUACUAUGCUAGCCGUCACAACCACAGUUCUGGAUCGCGUCGUCGUUCGCGAUCCUAUUCACGCACGCCCUCCGGUGUUGAGUCUCCUCCGGCUCCUCGUCACCACUCCGGACGCACCUCCCGCGACCGCCAGCGUAUGAUUCAAGCACGUGAUCGCCCUCAGGCCAGUCGCUGCAUUGGAGUGUUUGGUUUGAACACCUUCACUACCCAGCAGAAGGUGCGUGAGCUUUUCAGCAAGUUCGGGCCGAUUGAACGCAUUCAGAUGGUCAUUGAUGCGCAUACCCACCGCUCUCGAGGAUUUUGCUUUAUUUACUUCGAGAAUCUCAGCGAUGCCCGUGUGGCCAAAGAUGCUUGUUCUGGAAUAGAGGUGGAUGAUCGCCGCAUCCGCGUCGACUAUUCAAUAACUCAGCGUGCUCACACCCCCACACCUGGUGUCUACAUGGGACGCCCUUCACGCGGUUAUAUUCAUCGCUCUCGUUCUCCACGUACACGACGUCGUGACCGCUCUGGUUCACCCCACGACUAUUCUCGUCAACGCAACAGCUAUCGCAGUGAUCGCAACUACAGGAGCUAUCGAAAGAGUCCUACCCGUCAACGCUCCAGCCGCUACAGUAAAAGUCAUUCUCGGUCUCAUUCUCCCCGUCGUCACUCUAAGCGCUAUUAGGAUUUGAUUAAAUCUAAAACUCAUGCUCUAAGCAGAUGCUCGGCCCAACAGGAUUGUACCGAAGGGUCUUCGGAAGAGCAUUCGACUGAAAUUGUG
Drosophila bipectinata is the source of this 1109-nucleotide messenger RNA. RefSeq names its product transformer 2 (gene tra2). Gene Ontology annotation, cellular component: spliceosomal complex. Gene Ontology annotation, biological process: positive regulation of mRNA splicing, via spliceosome. Gene Ontology annotation, molecular function: RNA binding. The record is from RefSeq and is a predicted model, not a curated record. Lineage: Eukaryota; Metazoa; Arthropoda; Insecta; Diptera; Drosophilidae.